UAUAAAUGAAGUGGGUUCACUUAAUAUAAUACUUUAAAUACAUAAGUGUACAGUUGAAAGUUGAUCUGCUUAAAAUACAUGAAUUAGGUUUUUACAUGCGAACAAGGAAUUGUAUUGUUUACAUCUAGCAAAAUGUACUUGUUAAUAUAAUUGCUUGUAUUCAAGCAUAUUGGAUUAAUGCAAAAUGGAUUUCAGAAAAAUGAUGCACACAGUUUUGGGCUUAGUCUGUACAGCUGUGUAUUGGUUAUGUGUACUCGUUGCAGCAACAACCAAAGGACCAGUAGACAAAAGAGUGACAGUCAAUUAUACAAAUAAAAGUUUGACAGAGGUGCCAAAAAAUCUAUCGGUUCACAUUAACGUUCUUAUCCUUGAUCAAAACGAAAUACAAAUAAUCGAAAACGGCACUUUUAAAAAUUUAAGUGUACUUAUCAAACUAACAAUUAAUAACAACAAAUUGAUAAUUCUACAGCCUAGCGCAUUCGAUGGAUUAGACUCAUUACAAACACUAGAGCUAGCCGGAAAUAAAUUAAAUUUAUCAGUGUUCACUCCAACACUUUUUAGAUUUAUUGCAACGUUAAGAGUGCUCGACGUCAGUAGAAAUAUGAAUUUUUCUGACCGUACAAGCUUGACGCAUUAUCCAGAUAGAGCGUUUGCUACACUAAUAAACUUGGAAGAUUUUACUAUUGAUCUUGCACCAUUCCCUAUCUUUGGACCGGAAUUCAAGAAAAUGGAAAAUCUUCAAAGAUUGGAGUUUAGCCAUUGUCAGGUACGAGAAAUUAAUAACAGCACGUUUUCAAAUUUUAACUCAAGUGUUAAAUAUCUGUAUUUGUGGAAAUGUCGACAUUUCGUAAAAGUAGAAAAUGGAAUACUAGAACCUUUCCCACAUCUGAAAGUGUUAGAUAUAUCAAACACGUACAUGCAUCCAAUCCAAGCUUUCUAUCUUCUGAAACCGUUAGCAAAUAGUUCUAUGGAAAUUAUCAACUUUAAUCAUGUAAAUGACGAAUCAAUAACAACCAACAGUACGUACAGGUAUGAGGUUAUAAUUACUAAGGACUUAAUGCAAUAUUUGAAAACAAUUUGUGUGGAGGCUAUCGAUGUUUCAAACAAUAAUAUUAUAGACUUUGAAAAUGGAUCACUUUUAACAUUUGAUAGACCAGAAUGUCUUUUUGAAAUUUCAUUGUCUAAAAAUCGAUUUUCAGUGUUUAACGGACAUCAACUUAACAAUACAAUACAGUUUUUUGCGAGUACCAGUAAUCUGUGGAAGUUCGAAUAUUCAUAUAUACCUUUAAGUUUUAUAAAUGUCACUGAACAUUUAGAUUUUAACAUGAGUAGUAUUCCAAAUGACAGGGUCAUAACAUUACCAUCUUCCAUAAAAGACGUAGAAAUGAGUCAUAUUUUCCGCACCGGUGAACCUGUAUUAUGGGUCAUACCGGAAAAUACAAGUGUAAGAAGUUUCGAUGUAUCUUUCUGUCAAACUGUUGAUCAGGGGAAAAUAUUGGCCGGUUCAGAAAUAGAUUAUAUGGACGUCACAGGAAUUGAUUCAAGAGUAAUUUUCGACACUCUGCAUUUGCAUCCACUAUCAAACCUCAGAACGCUGAUUAUAGAACACGCAAAUUUAUACAUCACAAGCAAGAUGCAGAAUAAUAUUUUCACUUUUAUACCAAGAACAGAAACACUUGACAUUUCUCACAACUUCUUAUGGGAGUUGAAUCUUAAUAUAUUUGAACAUAUGACAAUGUUAAGCUAUUUGAAUCUAUCAAAUAAUCUUUUUAGACAAAUUCCUUUGGCGAUCACAAAAAUAACAAAUCUCAAGGAACUGGAUGUGACCAAUAACCUUUUAACCAAUAUAAAUAUGUCCUUACUGGCUCAUUUCACACAGUUAAACGAAAAACACGGAUUCAAACUUAAUUUAGACAAUAAUGCACUUGCAUGUGACUGUACAAAUACUGACUUUAUUCGAUGGCUUGAUAAAACUAAUGUGACACUUGAUGCUAAUGGAACAUAUAAAUGUAUCCUUAAAAAUUCAACAGAAAUUAAUACACAUCACGCUGCAUUAUAUUUCAAUGAUUUGUAUGCAGGAUGUAACAGUAAAUUGUGGCUAAAAGCAGUACUCGGAGUGUUUGUGGCAUUUAUUGUGAUUUUCCUUUCUUUUAUGCUUGUUUACAGUUUCAGAUGGAGAAUUUCAUUUUAUUUAUACAAACGCUUUAGAAAUAUGCUAGAAAAGGGCAUUGCUGUAAAUUUUAAGUAUGAUGUUUUUGUGUUCUAUCCUGAAGGUGGCCUUUCAUGGGUAAAAUAUGUAUUAAUUCCCAAAUUAGAAAGAAAAUGGGGGCUUCAAAUGUGUAUACCUGACAGAGAUUUUAAUGUAGGAAAACCUAUUGCUGAUGAAAUUGCAGAUAACAUCGAACAGAGCAGGCAUAUAAUUUUUUUCGUAACAUCUUCUUUCAAACUUGAUUUGUGGGGUGAAUAUGCAAUAGAAAGAGCAAAAUAUCAUCACUUUUCACAAAAUUUACAGAAAAUAAUUGUUAUUACAAAAGAUUUAGAGUCAGAAGAAAUUCCACACGAAUUAGCAGUGUUGUGGAAAGACAUUGCUCUUGUUGAAUGGCCAAUGAACGAAAAAGAUCUUGAAAAUACAUGGAAUAAACUCAAACUAUGGCUUUUCUUAAAUCAACCUAAUUAAUGCUUAGCUAAACUGAAUUAAAGGCUGUCAUAUAAGAGGUAAGUGCGUGAUAUUGAGUCAGAAAUGGUUUUAAAUCGCUUGAAUUGUUAUUAUAUAUAUUUCAGUGAUUUUCAUUUCUUUACAAGGUUGCAUUAUUUAAUAACUUAUUAAUCUGUAAUAAAAAAUUCCCUAUUCCUUUUACUCGAAUGUAUUACUUAACAUUAUUGUUUACUGAUUUAGAACGAGAUUUCUACACAACAAUAUUUAUGUGUAUUUGCAAUAUUCGUAUCUAUUUCUGAUUAUUGAAAGAUUAAAAUUGUAUUUUGGGAAAUAAAGCCAUAUUCUAGUAGAUAUGAGAUAUAUUAAAAGGUGUAUAUAUGUCUAUUUUGCAUUUGCUAUUAUAUUUCAUUCUA
This is a messenger RNA of Mytilus trossulus (common blue mussel), 3069 nucleotides long. Its product is annotated as toll-like receptor 4. Gene Ontology annotation, biological process: inflammatory response; toll-like receptor signaling pathway; immune response. Lineage: Eukaryota; Metazoa; Mollusca; Bivalvia; Mytilida; Mytilidae. Gene Ontology annotation, molecular function: transmembrane signaling receptor activity; protein binding. Gene Ontology annotation, cellular component: plasma membrane. Bases 185 to 2677 code for a protein of 830 amino acids. The record is from RefSeq and is a predicted model, not a curated record. The transcript has 2 exons.